Messenger RNA from Papaver somniferum (opium poppy), 528 nucleotides. Its product is annotated as protein NYNRIN-like. The transcript has a single exon. The record is from RefSeq and is a predicted model, not a curated record. NCBI's taxonomy places the organism in Eukaryota, Viridiplantae, Streptophyta, Magnoliopsida, Ranunculales, Papaveraceae. Gene Ontology annotation, biological process: DNA integration. Gene Ontology annotation, molecular function: nucleic acid binding. The coding region runs from base 1 to 528 and encodes 175 amino acids.
AUGGAGGAUGAUGCAGUUGUUUUUGUUCAGAGAUGCCAAAAAUGUCAAAUUCACGGAAACCUUAUCCAUGUACCUUCGACUCCUCUGCAUUCAAUAAGCAGUCCGUGGCCCUUUUACAGCUGGGGACUUGACAUCAUUGGAAAGAUCAACCCGCCGUCUUCAAAGCAUUACGAGUACAUAAUAACGAUAACUGAAUAUUUCACUAAAUGGGUUGAAUCCAUACCUUUACGAGGAACUGCUGGAGCCACAAUCGCCGCAUUCAUUAAGGAUCACAUCAUCUGCCGAUUCGGCGUGCCUAAACAUAUCAUCACCGAUAAGACAUUCCUUUCGUCAACAAGCUAUCAGACAGUACACGAUAAUCCUCGGACAUGGCACGAACAAUUACCAAUGGCACUCUGGGCGUAUCGGACAUCACCAAGAAUCUCCACUGGCGCCUCUCCCUACUCCCUCGUCUACGACGCCGACGUCGUCCUCCCAACAGAAGUUAAAAUCCCAUCAGCUAGGAUUACCGAAGCAGGCAGAGUUUGA